CACUAAACCACCUCACUACCAUCGACCAACGUCCACCUCUUCCUCCCUCCCUCCCUUCUCCCUUCUCCCUUCCCGCACUAGAGGCUGCGAUAACUCCUCCCCUGGCCAGACAAUGUCUCGCCUCUGCUAGCCGCCCUCUUCGAUCUCCGGAUGCCCUGAUCCCCCCCGAUACCCCCCCGAUACCCCCCGAAUACCCGCUCGCUUACCCUCUCUUGUCUCUCUCUCUCUCUGUGUCUGAUUCCUCCGGACUCUACGCGCCAAGAUGUCCGUCCUCCGCCAUCACGGGGGUGCCUACCUCCAACGGCGCCUCACCAAAAUGUACACCGAUACCAAGACCUCCUGCGAGAGCGUCACCACCGCCACCAUCGCCGUCGAUGAUCCCGAAUUGGUCACCCUGCAUCGAAGCUUCAAGACCCAGCGGGACAGAUUGCUCGCCUGGGGCCUGGACUGGAGCGACGCCAGUGCCGCCCAGCCGAAUGAUAUCGAUGAAUCCUUGACCCAGGCCGGCUACAGCGAUGUCGUCGAGAGUGUCAUGUCCUCCAUCCAAGUGCUGCUCAACGAGGCGGAAAGUAUACAGCACGGCGGUGCCUCCGAUCUGCCGCCGAAGGGCGGGAAUCCAGAUGCCCCCAAGGGCAGUCUCACUAACCUCCCCGUCAAGUCGCACUGGACCAGUGACGAGAUCAGUCGGUCCAAGACCCUUCUAGCCGACCUGGAGGCCUGCAUCGACACUCUUUACGACCUAUCGCGCUCCCGCCGCAAUAUGAAUGCCAGCAUGACCGCUGGCGGGCAGCUGGCGCCUAAGGGCCGAUCUCGGCCUGGCGCGGCCACAGACUACUCCAUAUUGGACUCGAAACCCUCCUUUGACCAGAACCAGUUCGAUCUCGCACCAUCGCCCACCCGCAAUGUGGCCAACCAAGCUCGGCCAGAAAAGAUGCCCUCGGGCAAGUUCUCGCUCACUUUGAAAACAUAUGUCAUUGAUCGCUCUGCACUGCAGCUCUCGGGCUCUUUGCAGGACAACGACCCGCCCCCGUAUGAACAGGUCGCUGCUUCCACUAACUCCCGGGCCAUUGGCCGCAUGAGAACAUCCGCGUCGCCUUUUCUCCACGGCACGAAAGAUUCCACGGCCACUAUCUUGGUCGAAUACACCCCCAUGAUGCUCGAAGCGUCUGGGAACGCCCCGACCCCCGAGACGAAACGGCUUGACCACGUGCAGAAGGCGCUCGAGCAACUGGUUCAGAAUGCGCGAGUCUCCCACCUGGGCCUUUUGAAAUUCCUGGGCUAUUAUAUCGACAUGCCAAACUCUCGCUAUGCUUUCGUGUAUCAGAUGCCUGUCGACUACUUCCCUUUCCUUCUUAACCCCUCCGACCUUUUGAACGGACUGAAGCCAAAGCCUCUGGUCUCUUUGUUCCAAGCUGGCGAUGACUAUCACAUUCCUAAUCUUGAGACUCGUUUCCGCUUGGCCUACGACCUUGUAAUGGCCGUCUUGCAGCUCCGGAGUCAGAAUCUUGUGCACGGAAAUAUCAACAGCAGCAACGUUCUUAUCUUCCCCGGUUCAACGAACUCGAACAGCAACGAAGUCGGACUCACGGAGAACUUGCGCCGGCCAUACUUGACGUCCUUUGCCCAGUUCUCUGGAAACGGACCGUCACCCGAGCCUCUGUCUUCCAGUAUGUAUCGUCACCCUGACGACAAGCGAUCGAUGGAAGAUGAUGCUGCCUGGGCUUAUGACCUUUAUUCACUUGGUCUGGUGCUACUCGAAAUUGGGCUCUGGAAUCCGAUCAGUCGCAUUUGGAAGAUGAAGUACACCAACUCCAUGUUCAAGCAAAGGAUUGAGAAUGUCUACCUGCAGAAACUGGGCCCCAAGUGCGGUAGUGCAUAUCUUCAUGUGGUUCAGCUGUGCUUGGACGCCCCGAACUUUCAUCUUUCAACCCAGCCAUUCGACGACCUCAACCUUCGGGUACCGCAGUCUUUUCACUAUCCAGUCCUCGACCUCUCGGCCCCGGACGGUAUCUUCUCAUUCUCGAUGAACUUCCUCUACACGAUGUCCAAGAUCAUCUGGUCCUGCUGCAGGAUAGACAUGUUCUCUGCCCCAGGUGCUGAGGAGCUGGACGAUUGUCUCCCUCUUGCUCUCGUUCCCGGCCUGGAACCAGCUGCGAUGAAAGAGCCGGUCAGUGAGUACAAGCCUGCGCCAAAACCUGUCAGAUCAUUCCCGGAGCCAUUCGCCACAAUCCCUACGCCCGAAAUGAAAUUACUGCGUGACAAGAUAGGCGUGGACGACCGUCGCGUGCGAAAGCGGACUUGCAAGAAGCUUUCAAACGUGGAGAUACCCCAGGACCAUCUGAACAAGUGGAACUUUCAGAUGCUCCCGCGUCUGAGAAAGCUCCUCCAGAAGAUUCUGAAGGACUCGUCCGAAUCGUGCAGUGUGACACUGAUGAUGACUGGUGACACUGUCGACGACGCCAAGACGACCGUCUGCGUUACCUGCGCAAGCGCGAAAAAGGUCAGGGCGGCUCUGAAAAAGUACUUCGUUCUCGACAGCGAGGAGUGGGAUCUCCUCGUGCUUCGUGGGGAUGUGCAGCGAUCAAAAGUCCCACGAAAGAAACGCCGCCGGCCGGCAAUGACUGAGGGCCAGGGUUCCGACGCACCCCCAUUUGCCCAGCAUGAUCCGAACCCCUGUUACCAGCCACGGCCGCUAUGCGGGGCUUCCAUUGGCGCUUUUAUGAACGAGGAGCAUCUGCCCCCUGUGUCUUACGGUGGCGCUAUCCUGGUAGAUGGCAUGCCGUAUGGCAUGACGGUGCACCAUAUGCUGGAAUCGCCAAGUGAUGAGGAGGAUGCGGAUGACAACGAUACCGGUGGCCCUCUACGGUCUGCUGGGAACUGGCCUCGAGGGACAGCAGCGCCUCCUCAGAACCCAGACUACAUGUAUUCUUGGCGCGAUGAAGGCCAGUCGGACCUUGCCUCGGACCCUGAUCUCGAAUUUGAGGUUUCGGAGGACGAAGACGCCGACGACGUCUCUCUAUCGCCUAGCCUCGAUGGAAAUUUCGACGACUCGUAUCUGUCUGAAGGCUACUCUUCCGAUGAGGACGGAGGGAAUGGAGAUGAUGAUGCUGCGUCGAUAGGCGACACUCCCGGCAUUGACCCUGAGGACGAGCCCCCGUUGUUUGUGUGCCAGCCGGCUAUUGAUGACGUUGACGAGAACUUCUUCCCAUGCCCGGAGGAUCGCGACGACGAACACCUUGCCUCGCAUUCCUUCGGGUACGUGCAUGCAUCGUCGGGCGUUAGGCGCUGGACGCGAAAGGGCCUUCUACACGAGAUCGACUGGGCGUUGAUCAAGAUCAACGACGACCGCAUCGAUGUGCGCAACAUCGUCUACGACAAGUCAGCCCUUAGCAGGCCAGACCCUUACCGGCAAAGACAGACCGAGACGAUAUUCCUCAACAACAUUGCCCGACUCGAAGACCUGGGAGGGAUCAAGGUCCACUGCUGUGGACGAACCAGCGGCCUGCAAACGGGGCAGAUCUCGCGGGCGAUGACUCUCGUCAAACUGCACGGCCGCCAAACCUUCUCGACCAGCUUCUGCGUCGAGGGGAACUUCGGAGUCCCCGGCGACUCCGGAGCAUGGGUCUUCGAAAAGUCCAGCGGCCGCGUGUGCGGCCACGUCCUGGCCUGGUCCGAGAAAACGCACACGGCCUACAUCGCCCCCAUGGAGAUCCUUCUCGACGACAUCGCCCGCACGCUCAACGCCUCCGUCGUCGCUCUGCCCGGCAGCCCGGAUGAGUCCGCGCGCGCCUCCUACUCGAUGCAUCGUCCGGCUCCGUCCAUGGAUCCCCCCUACCAGAACACGAGAUACCACACCCCGAGACCCCUGCGUGGUCACGUCCCCGUCGAUAUCAACCAACUUCGCAUCGAUGACCCCGUCCACUCCAGUCGCGGGUCCAGAGAGGUCUCGACUCCAUACCGCGGGUUACCGCCUAUUCUCACCCCGCCUAGAAGCCUGGAAAGACAACUUGCUUAGCCUUGCCCGUCACUUGACGAGACCAGGCGAGGCUGGUUUGCUUCACUCCACACCACACCACACAAGACAACCCACUACCUACUACCCAUCCACCUCUCCACCUCUCCACCUCCCUACCUCCCCCCCUACCCACAUUUUCAUUACUAUUACUAUUCCCCCUCCCCAUUGUCAUUCCUUAAUACUCCCUCUCUCGCUUUGACGUUUCCUAUGAUGAUUUUCCACGAGUGGCUAAGACAUAAUACCCCCUUUUGUAUCUGUUAUUUUCUUUUUUUUUUCGGUGUUUGCCGUCUAUCUAUCUAGCUAGCUAGCUAGCUAGCUAUCGGGUCUGAUCACGGCAGGGCGGCUGGCGGUUGACUACUACUUACUUACUCACUUAGUCCUCAUUCUUAUUAUAUACCAUACUCCAUACCCGCAUACAGAUACACAUAUCCGUGUGUUUCCUCUGAUCUAUCUAUCUAUCUAUCUAUCUAUCUACU
This is a messenger RNA of Aspergillus heteromorphus CBS 117.55, 4491 nucleotides long. RefSeq lists its product as uncharacterized. The record is from RefSeq and is a predicted model, not a curated record. Bases 263 to 4015 code for a protein of 1250 amino acids. Lineage: Eukaryota; Fungi; Ascomycota; Eurotiomycetes; Eurotiales; Aspergillaceae. Gene Ontology annotation, biological process: protein phosphorylation. Gene Ontology annotation, molecular function: protein kinase activity; ATP binding. The transcript has 2 exons.